AUGGCGAAUGAGACUCCGGUGUCGCUGCUCAACCAGAUUUGCAGCCAGAAUGACAUCUCCCCCGCUUACAACCUGAUUGCCCGUGAGGGCCGCGUCCAUGCGCCCGUCUUUACCUACAAUGUUGAGCUGGCGGGCAUGAACGUUGAAGGCUCCGGGCAGAGCAAGAAAAAGGCAAAACAUGUCGCUGCAAAGAUGAUGCUGAAGGCAAUCUUAAAUGGCGAUGCUGUGCUGCUCGAAGAACGAGAAAAGGAGGCGAUUCAGAGAUGCCUUAAACAGUGUGAUGAAGAGGACAUUGCUGAAGCCAAUAAGUUGAUCAAGGCAUACUCAUCAGCCAAUGCCAUCAAAGGACAGACUUACGAAGCUAUUUCCGGCCCGGGUGGCGAGAACCGAGUGAAGAGUGAUGAUCGACAGAACGAGCUGGCGCAAAGUGACCCCACUGAUGACAUGAACCCCAUCGGCAAGCUGCAGGAGAUUUGCAUGAAAAA
Rhagoletis zephyria (snowberry fruit fly) is the source of this 485-nucleotide messenger RNA. Its product is annotated as RISC-loading complex subunit tarbp2-like. The record is from RefSeq and is a predicted model, not a curated record. Gene Ontology annotation, biological process: regulation of regulatory ncRNA processing; siRNA processing. Gene Ontology annotation, cellular component: nucleus; cytoplasm; RISC complex. Lineage: Eukaryota; Metazoa; Arthropoda; Insecta; Diptera; Tephritidae. Gene Ontology annotation, molecular function: siRNA binding; double-stranded RNA binding.